AUGGCUACUAUCCCAUUAUCCUACCAAAGAAAAUGGCUACUAUCCCAUUAUCCUACCAAAGAAAAUGGCUACUAUCCCAAUAUCCCAACAAAGAAAAUGGCUACUAUCCCAUUAUCCCAACAAAGAAAAUGGCUACUAUCCCAUUAUCCCAACAAAGAAAAUGGCUACUAUCCCAUUAUCCCAACAAAGAAAAUGGCUACUAACCCAAUAUCCUACCAAAGAAAAUGGCUACUAUCCCAUUAUCCCAACAAAGAAAAUGGCUACUAUCCCAAUAUCCUACCAAAGAAAAUGGCUACUAUCCCAAUAUCCUACCAAAGAAAAUGGCUACUAUCCCAAUAUCCUACCAAAGAAAAUGGCUACUAUCCCAAUAUCCCAACAAAGAAAAUGGCUACUAACCCAAUAUCCUACCAAAGAAAAUGGCUACUAUCCCAUUAUCCCAACAAAGAAAAUGGCUACUAUCCCAAUAUCCCAACAAAGAAAAUGGCUACUAUCCCAAUAUCCUACCAAAGAAAAUGGCUACUAUCCCAAUAUCCUACCAAAGAAAAUGGCUACUAUCCCAAUAUCCUACCAAAGAAAAUGGCUACUAUCCCAAUAUCCUACCAAAGAAAAUGGCUACUAUCCCAAUAUCCUACCAAAGAAAAUGGCUACUAUCCCAAUAUCCUACCAAAGAAAAUGGCUAUCCCAACAAAGAAAAUGGCUACUAACCCAAUAUCCUACCAAAGAAAAUGGCUACUAUCCCAAUAUCCUACCAAAGAAAAUGGCUACUAA
Pelobates cultripes (western spadefoot toad) is the source of this 768-nucleotide messenger RNA. The record is from the annotation of a GenBank genome assembly. Lineage: Eukaryota; Metazoa; Chordata; Amphibia; Anura; Pelobatidae.